Molecule: messenger RNA, 1548 nt
Organism: Balaenoptera ricei (Rice's whale)
Lineage: Eukaryota; Metazoa; Chordata; Mammalia; Artiodactyla; Balaenopteridae
Gene: SUDS3
Product: SDS3 homolog, SIN3A corepressor complex component
Exons: 14
Coding region: 171-1190 (339 amino acids)
Biological process (GO): negative regulation of transcription by RNA polymerase II
Cellular component (GO): Sin3-type complex
Molecular function (GO): histone deacetylase binding
Source: RefSeq, a predicted model, not a curated record
UGCCGAGAGCGAGCGCGCGGGGCGGAGCUUGGCGAAGACAGGGAAGGGGUAGCAGCGGCUCCGGCUCUUCGAGUCGGCGGCUCCCUCGGGCGCUGCUACGCGGACGUGGAGUCCGCAGGGCGGGUGGCCGCGGAUCCCGGGUGGCACGCUCAGCUACGGGCAGAGGCGACAUGAGUGCUGCGGGGCUGUUAGCUCCAGCUCCGGCCCCGGCUGGAGCGCCGCCGGCUCCGGAGUACUACCCUGAGGAGGACGAAGAGCUGGAGAGCGCCGAGGACGACGAGCGCAGCUGCCGGGGCCGCGAGUCGGACGAAGACACUGAGGAUGCUAGCGAAACUGACCUGGCAAAGCAUGAUGAGGAAGACUAUGUAGAAAUGAAGGAACAGAUGUAUCAGGAUAAACUGGCUUCUCUCAAGAGACAGUUGCAACAACUGCAAGAAGGUACAUUACAGGAAUAUCAGAAGAGGAUGAAAAAACUAGAUCAGCAGUACAAAGAGAGGAUACGAAAUGCAGAACUCUUCCUCCAGCUGGAAACUGAACAAGUGGAAAGAAAUUACAUCAAAGAAAAGAAGGCGGCAGUGAAAGAAUUUGAAGACAAGAAGGUUGAGCUGAAAGAGAACCUGAUUGCCGAGCUAGAAGAAAAGAAGAAAAUGAUUGAAAAUGAAAAGCUGACGAUGGAACUGACUGGAGAUUCUAUGGAAGUGAAACCCAUCAUGACCAGAAAGUUGCGGAGGCGACCAAAUGAUCCUGUCCCCAUCCCAGACAAGAGGCGAAAACCUGCUCCUGCCCAGCUAAACUAUUUGUUAACAGAUGAACAGAUCAUGGAGGAUCUGAGAACAUUAAAUAAGCUGAAGUCACCCAAGAGACCAGCAUCCCCGUCCUCUCCCGAACACUUGCCCGCCACACCUGCAGAGUCUCCAGCCCAGAGGUUUGAAGCACGGAUAGAAGAUGGCAAACUGUACUAUGAUAAAAGAUGGUACCACAAGAGCCAGGCCAUCUACCUAGAGUCAAAGGACAACCAGAAAUUGAGUUGUGUGAUCAGCUCUGUCGGAGCCAAUGAGAUCUGGGUGAGGAAGACAAGUGACAGCACCAAGAUGAGGAUUUACUUGGGCCAGCUUCAGCGCGGGCUCUUCGUGAUCCGCCGGAGGAGAACACCAAGCCCUAGCCGUGAGUGCCAGCAGAAUGGCUCAUAGCAACACCGAGGCCAAGCUGAUAAAAAGUGACCAGCUGAGUGUUCCCUGGAGAGGAAUGAGGCCCACCCCGCCCUGCAGCAGUUCAGCAGCCUGUCUCGCAGGAAGAUUUGUGUAUCUGAAGCACCAGUGCAGGGAUUCUCAUAGUACAUGAGCUGAUUCUAAAAUGUUCAAGAACACUUAAAAAUGUUCAUUGUUAUGUAGUUAUGGUAAUAUAAUUGGAAUGACCAUAAUACAACUAAAUAUGCAGUAAAAUGGAGGUUCACGAGGGCAGGGACUUUUGUCUAUUUUGUUCAUGGCUGUAGACUCAGCACCUAGGACAGCUGCUGGCACACAGUGGUGCCCAGCAAAUGAGUGAAUG